Ostrea edulis (European flat oyster) is the source of this 786-nucleotide messenger RNA. RefSeq lists its product as uncharacterized. The transcript is spliced from 2 exons. The record is from RefSeq and is a predicted model, not a curated record. The coding region runs from base 85 to 786 and encodes 233 amino acids. NCBI's taxonomy places the organism in Eukaryota, Metazoa, Mollusca, Bivalvia, Ostreida, Ostreidae.
UUGCAGCGAUGCCACAAUGUAAAAGGGAAAUGGGAGAAGAGACGAUAAAAAAUGGAGGAUUUUUCUGUAUGUUAUCGUUAGGAAAUGUCUAACGAUAAAGCGGAUUCUAAGAAGCCCCUUACCCUCCCUACAAUAUAUGGAAGUUUAGACAUAACCCUAAAGCAACCCCAUCUCCGUAGAAAAACGGACAGAAUAUUUGACAUCGUGCAAGACUACCGAGUGCGGGUGGCCAAGGAUAGGGACUCGGUUUCCCUUCCUGGUCGGGAGCACCUCUCACUUCCCGAAAUAGAUCCCCACAAGAAGGUGUCGCCCAGCAGAUUGCUGACGCGACAACCCACCUUUACCAAACCACGCUCUCGUCAAAGCUGGCACAGCAAUAGGACUGUGACCAGCUUCCAACGUUCUAUACUGGACGAAAAUGAGAAAGACCUUACCAAGAGGCUCACUGAGAAAAAAACCAAGAGACUGCUCGGUGAACUUUACACAGACAAACAGUAUUUGGAAUAUAUUGUCAAUUCGUCAGAAAACUCUGGGUUAGGAAAGGAAUUAUUUGAAAAAUCAAAGAAAGGACUUGAAUAUUUGAAGGAUCGCUGUAUGUUUUGGGAGAAUCAAACACCUAUCCCAUUACGUCCUGAUCCUGUUUUGGUUCAACAGAUGUUUGGGUCACGCAUGCCUUCUCGUCGAAUGUCUGUAACUCGACAAAUGCGAGCGCCUGGAUCACCUUUGACGCAAGUAAAAUUAGAUAGUAUGAGGGAAAAGGAGCGUGGGAAAACAUUUUACAAGUGA